Molecule: messenger RNA, 631 nt
Organism: Diprion similis
Lineage: Eukaryota; Metazoa; Arthropoda; Insecta; Hymenoptera; Diprionidae
Gene: Ufc1
Product: ubiquitin-fold modifier-conjugating enzyme 1
Exons: 4
Coding region: 49-552 (167 amino acids)
Biological process (GO): protein K69-linked ufmylation
Cellular component (GO): cytoplasm
Molecular function (GO): UFM1 conjugating enzyme activity
Source: RefSeq, a predicted model, not a curated record
UAAUACGUAGGAUGAGAUGGUUCAGUUACAAAAGUGAGGUUAGUAAUUAUGGUGGACGAAUCUACGCGAAAAACUCUCAGUAGUAUUCCUUUGCUAAGUACAAAGGCAGGACCGCGUGAUAAAGAAUUAUGGGUCAACAGAUUAAAGGAAGAAUAUCAAGCUUUAAUAAAGUAUGUUCAGAACAAUAAAGGUUCGGACAACGAUUGGUUUCGGUUGGAAUCUAACAAGGAAGGAACACGAUGGUUUGGAAAAUGCUGGUAUAUGCAUAAUCUUCUGAAGUAUGAAUUCGACGUUGAAUUUGAUAUUCCUGUAACCUAUCCUACAACAGCACCAGAGAUAGCACUGCCUGAAUUGGAUGGUAAGACAGCAAAAAUGUACAGAGGCGGGAAAAUAUGUUUAACGGACCACUUUAAACCGCUUUGGGCGAGAAAUGUUCCCAAGUUCGGGAUUGCCCACGCAAUGGCUUUAGGGUUGGGCCCCUGGCUAGCGGUAGAAAUUCCAGACCUAAUCGAGAAGGGUGUUAUUAGUUACAAAGACAGAGGGGAUGAGUAAUAUAUACAAAGUAUACAAUUAUGAAAAAUACAUUGAAGCUCUAUAUGGAUUAAUAUUGUGUAAAUACAGGUGAACAUUU